Cynara cardunculus var. scolymus (artichoke) is the source of this 801-nucleotide messenger RNA. Its product is annotated as transcription termination factor MTERF15, mitochondrial-like. The coding region runs from base 1 to 801 and encodes 266 amino acids. The record is from RefSeq and is a predicted model, not a curated record. Lineage: Eukaryota; Viridiplantae; Streptophyta; Magnoliopsida; Asterales; Asteraceae. Gene Ontology annotation, molecular function: double-stranded DNA binding. Gene Ontology annotation, biological process: regulation of DNA-templated transcription. The transcript is spliced from 3 exons.
AUGCUGCAUCAACAGACUCGGUUGGAGAACAAGUUGAAGCCUCUGAUUUCAGAGUUUACUGGCAUGGGCUUUACACCAAACGAAAUUAGGGAAGAGAUCAUUAGGAACCCGAAAAUUCUGGGGUCAGAAGUCGGAGAAAUGUCAAAAUGUUUGAGAAUGCUAAACAGUUUGAAAUGUAGGGUUCCAAUUAAAGAAAAUCUUUUCAGUGAAGGGGCGUUUAUGGCGUCUUAUGAAGUUAAGUCGAGGAUCGAUUGCUUACACAAACACGGGUUGCUAUAUAGAGAUGCAUUUAGCGUAUUGUGGAGAGAGCCACGAGCGAUUUUAUAUGAUUUGAAGGAAAUUGAUUUAAAGAUGGAGUUUUUAACAAACACGAUGAAAUUUGAUGUUCUUUCGCUGGAUGAAGUUCCCGAGUAUUUGGGGGUACAUUUUGAGAAACAGAUUGUUCCUCGUUACAAUGUGAUCGAACAUUUGAGAUCAAAAGGCGGGAUAGGUGAUGAGAUCGGGUUGAGGUCUUUGGUUAAGUUUAGUAGGUUGAGAUUUUAUAAUCUUUACGUGAAACCAUAUCCCGAGUGCAUUUGUAAGUCUGAAUGGCAUUACGAGGAAUUCGUAAUGCCCAUAACGGGUCCGAAAAGCAGUCUUGGGUACAUCGUCCUCCCGUACCUUGAGUUGGUGCGAGACGAUACGGUGUCUUUGCUAUCGGAGCUGCACCCGGUAUCAAGUCUAUACGAAAUUCUACUUGACGAUCGGGUGGCAAUCCAGGCAGAUCAUCCGGAAAUAUAUCUGGAUAUUCACAAACAAUAG